This is a messenger RNA of Calliphora vicina (urban bluebottle blowfly), 1173 nucleotides long. RefSeq names its product hemicentin-1-like. The record is from RefSeq and is a predicted model, not a curated record. Bases 85 to 1173 code for a protein of 362 amino acids. The transcript has 9 exons. NCBI's taxonomy places the organism in Eukaryota, Metazoa, Arthropoda, Insecta, Diptera, Calliphoridae.
AUAAAUUUAUAGAAAAAAAACCCGUCCGAAUUUCUUAAAUACAUAGAAAUUUACAAACAGAAAUAAUCCUAAACCAAAUCAAACAUGGAGCCUUUUUAUCAUUACAUCAGCAUUAGUCUACUAGUCACCAUACUGCAUUUCUCCAAUACACACGAGCAUACGGAUGGUUUUAAGCCAGAUGGUGAAAUACUACGUGUGUUGGUUAAUAGUUCUGCUCAAAUUAAAUGUGAUGUUGGCUCAAGUUUACCAGAUGAUAAAGUACUUUUAGUUGUAUGGUAUAAAAAUAAUUUACCCAUAUAUAGUUAUGAUACACGUGGUGCCCAUGCGGGGACACCGUCACACUGGCGUGAUGAAGAAGUUUUAGAAGAUCGUGCUGUAUUUCAUACACAUCGUGAGCCAGCUGAAUUGAUUUUAAAUCCUGUGCAGAUAAAAGAUGCUGGCAAUUUUCGGUGUAGAGUAGAUUUUAAACUUUCUCAAACUCGCAACAGCAAUGUCAAUUUGGAGGUGGUUGUGCCACCACAACUACCCAUAAUUUUAAAUGAACGUCGUGAUGUCAUUGAUUCACGUGCUGGCCCCUAUGAAGAGGGUGGCAGUCUGGAGGUGAUAUGUGUGGUUUCUGGUGGUUCACCGCCUCCCACCGUUACAUGGCUUAUGAAUGGACAAAUACAGAACAGCGUUGUCGAUUACACGUAUAUCGAUAGCAUAAGUACGAUAAAUAGCAAAUUAGUGGUACGAAAUUUGUCACGAAUACACCAGCAUGCGGUUUAUACGUGCCAGGCCAGUAAUUUUCACAAGAAAUAUGUCGCCACGAAUGUAACAAUUGAACUGUACUUGCGUCCUUUAUUAGUAGAAAUCUCAUUUAAUAAUCAACCCAUGUCAGCAGAUCGUAAAUAUGAAAUUGAAUGCCAGGCCAUUGGUUCUAGGCCACCGGCAAAAAUUACCUGGUGGAUGGGCAAUGUGGAGUUGAAUGGCCAUAGCCAAAAGGUAUCAGAGGAUGGCAAUGUUAGUACAUCAGUGCUUUCUAUUACACCCACACGAGAGGACCAUGGUAAGGCUUUAUCCUGUCGAGCCACCAAUGAACUAGUGAGAAAUGGCAUACGGGAAACGGCCAUGAAAUUAAAUGUGUUUUUUAACUGUGCUUACAAAGUUUCAGACUUGUAUUGGUCUUUGUAG